AUGUCAGGAAAUACUUCUCCCGCCAUGAAGAACUUGCCGACGCAUCAUUACUUAGACUCUACUGUGUCACCAUACGAAAUAGAAUGGAACACCGUUCAUAGAGAAGCAAUGCCUAUAUUGGCCGAAUUCUCCAUAAUGAAUCAAAGAUCACCUGCUCCCAGACAGAAAUCUGUCCAUUUCGCUCCUAGAGCCAUUGACAAUGAAUUCAACGAAUUCAAGAUAAAACCAAGUGAUAAAAGACACAAGAAAAAUACCACCGCCUUCAACGUUACUAAGGAUUCGGGAAGGAGGGAGAUUCCAUCAUCUUCGAAAUCGUUCGAGGCAGGUUCUUCCUGCUAUGACCUCAGCUCGACUCCAAUUCAAGCAUUCAAUCGUCGCAGAAUUCAGGAUAAAACCAUUGAUCGACAGUACCGAAUGGAAUUCGGAUCUCAAAAUGACAGUGCUGUUCAAAACCAUCAAUUCAAGCUUAUUGCAGCCAGUACUCAACCUCAAUAUCCUCCCCGUGUCCCAAGUCCUCCAGUGAAGCGAGAGCCACCACCCACACCUCGGCCUAUACUAUUACCCACACCAGAUUUUGAAGAAAAUUGCGAUGAUCAUCUCUACUUCUGUGACUGUCUUGGGUGUUAUGAAGCUGGGAGGCCCCGACGUGUUGUUGAGAGAGAAAGACAAGAAGCACCGGCGUAUUUGAAAAUGGAAAACCAAUAUCAAGCAGCCACUGCCUACAUACGCAAUGCGAGACCAGCCGAAAGCCAGCAAAGACAGGACCUCAAUGUCUCAUCAACGGAAGAUCUUCAUGUGAACAAUUUAAUACGGUUGGGAUACCCUCGAGCCGCUGUCAUCAUAGCUUUGGAAGCGUGCAGAUACGAUUUGGAAAAGGCGGUGACUUUUUUGAAAUAUAAUUAUUGA
Molecule: messenger RNA, 906 nt
Organism: Botrytis sinoallii
Lineage: Eukaryota; Fungi; Ascomycota; Leotiomycetes; Helotiales; Sclerotiniaceae
Exons: 3
Coding region: 1-906 (301 amino acids)
Molecular function (GO): protein binding
Source: RefSeq, a predicted model, not a curated record